UGAGAAAGGAUUUAGUUGCCAUGAUUUCGUAGGUCGAAAUGUGCGGCCGUCCGUAUGGCACGUUUUCUUGGCAAGCUGUUCUGUUUUCGUGACUAAAAAUAACAUUAGCAGCCGUUAACACUGAAUGUUAUACUCUCAAAUCGAUCUAGGGGAAGCCUGAUUCAUUAUGGAGACUGGGCUUCUCAACUUUCACGAUGAAGAAACUUUUGCAACUUCUAUUUAUGAUCAGGGAGACUUCAGUGGAGUUGAUGGUCAAGGUUCUCUCCUUGAUAUGAUGCAUAGUGAUCUCCAGUACAGCUCAGACUAUCUUAAUCAAUCAGCUGUACAUUGGGACUCAGACCAAGAACAAGAACACAAUGGCGAUUUGGCUGUGUUACCAGUUGCUCCCUCUGAGUGUAGUAGCCUCAAUAGCAGCAGGGAAGAGUAUAACAAAUCAUUAUUUGAUUGGCAUGACAAUCUCCUUCCGCCUCUUGACCCUGACGGAGUUGAUUUACGUUUGGAUGGACAAGUGAUUCCCUCUGAACUACCAGAAAACAUAUUUGAAGACUCAUUUGAAUCAAAUUCAAGUGUACUUAGUAAUUUACAUAAGUCAAGUUUAUCUGGUCCUCUUGCAAGGUGUAGCACACCAAACCAAUGUCCUAAAGAAACAACUGUCUCAUCAGACGGAAGUUUAAAUUUAGAUGUAUCUUUGUCAGCUUUAGAUGUUAAUGUAUCAGACAUAGAUGUAUCGGCACUUGGCAUCAACGUCUCAUCUCUAGAUAUUAAAGCAGAUGGGCUGGAUGCAGAAGUUAAGUCCCUUACGCCACCAGUGGUGUUAGACCAGCCUGAAGUAAGUGAGAUAAAGUUAGGAACAGUCGCAGAGGCAGAAGAUCUAGUUCUUCCAACAAACAUGCCAAUGGUUCAAACUGAAGCAAGUGCUGUGGAAGAUUCUGAAUUUGCAGCUUUGUUUGGGCCUCCUGAAGGACCUUUACCUUUCCAAAGCAAUUCUGAGCCAAAUUCUCUUCUGCCACCCUUCUCAGAUUCAGAAAACCCUCAAAUACCAGUCCCUAAAAUGGAAAAUGCUGAUGUUGAGCAACUUCAUGACAUUGCAAUGGAAUUCAUUCAAGAGCAACAGGCGGCACAAGCUUGGGACAGCUUGCCUAUGUUGGAUGCUCCAUUGGAUUCAAAUGUUGACUUAGACUCAAUCAAUACUGAAGUACCAGUGCUAGAAGCUGGAAAUUUAGAGUCUCUUCUUGAACAGUUUGAAGCAACUCUACAGCCAGCUCCUGAAUUUACUCAAUCUAUGCCAGCUUCUCCAGCUCACUUUUCUGUCCCACCAUCACCUCUCUCCAUGCCUGCCUCUCCUUCAUGCAUAAUGCCAUCUCAAGUACUCCAUACUGUUGCCUCCAAAUUAUCUCCAUUACCCUCUCCUUUACCUUCCCCUUCCAAGUCUAAAUCAGAAGCAUGCACACCCAAGAAAACUUCCUCACCUUCAAAGGGAGUGUCGGUACUUCAUCAAAAUAUUCUUGAAUCACUGCCUUCAGAAAUCAUGGAUAGGAUAAAGGCCUCUGGGCGUAAGAAGACUAUACCACUUAUUCCAGCAAUGCCAAGCAAAAGACCCAGCAAAUCCAGUACAAGAAUGCAUGCUGCUGGGGCAACCCUGAGUAAAAACAAAUUGUUGAAGUUAGUUGCUCGUAAAGGAAGUCCUGGUGAAAAUAUCCAGCUUGACCAUGAUUACUGUAGCAAUGAUUCUUCCAAUCAUGUAGAAUUUGUGCCUGAAAAAUUAGUAAUGGACAUUAAAGCAAGCACAAGACAAAAAGAAGUGGAUGAUGAAAAAUCCUCACGCAAAGAUAGUGGACUUGAAUCAGGAGAAGAUAGUGAAGGUACUGCUAUCUCCUCAGCUUCUGGUGCUGCUUGCGAUUUGGGGAGUAUUGUACCCAAGGCAAAUGCAAAUAGUAUCCUAAAACCAAGAACUCCAAACCAGCCUGGCCGAAACAAGGAAAUGUUAAUGGUCUCUGUUCUCAAAAAGGUCCGAUGUGAUACCAAGUCUCCUGCAAAACAAGUUUCUCUAUUGCAACAAAAACCUAAGGAAAUUCCCAAACGCCCGCCUGUCCAGCAUGUUAAACAGGAGCCAAGCAGUGUUCUUAAACCAGCUGAAGUUCUUCUGAAAUCUGUCAAAAGUCAGGUCAAGAGACCCCUUGUUCAAAAUGUUAUGCCAGUGAAAAGUACUGAUGUGUCCUCUCUAUUAAGCCAACAAUUAUGUUGUAAGGCAUCUCCUAAAGAAAUCAGCCUUGCUCCUGUCAAACCAUCUGAAACUCAUGUAACAUCUGAUAAGGUACAAGUUAAACUUGAGCCCCAGGAAGUUUCUGGAAAAUGUGCAGCACCUGUAGAAACCUUAGUGGUAAAAGCUGAAGUUCAAGUUCCUGUGAAACUUCCAGAGCAACCUAAAAAACGCAAACUCAAUUUAGAAGAGUACCACAAUAGGCAGAAAGCAAUGGAGCAAAAACGUGACAACAGUAUGCCUUCUGAUGAAUCGAAAGCAGAAUCAUCUGUACAAGGUGACCAAAAGCCUGAAAAUUUGAUGGAACCUUCUAAAUCACCAUUGAAGGUAGCAGAUGUAUCAAAUCAACAAGUGGUUGUGAAAAAGGAAACACAGAAGAGUGAUUUGCCAUCUCAAAUAUCCCAGAAGGCCUCUCCCACAGUUGUGAAAGUAGAAAAAGAUGUGGAUUCUGUACCUAGACCUACUCUUCCAAAUGUUAAUCCUACUGAUAAUGUCAAAGAUGAGAAAAAUAUUGAGGUGGGUUCUAAUACUGUUAGUACUACACAGAAAGAGACUGAUGUUAAUCCUAAACCAACUGAAGAAAAGAGGAAGCAGCGCCAGUAUCGAACUAGACGUCUUAGUACUUCUAGCAGUGAGGAAUCUCCUCAGAAAAAGGAAAUCAACAGGUCAAGCAGAAAAGAAAAUGGUCGCAAGAGUACAGUCUGGUCCCCACCAAGGUCAAGAUCCAAGUCAAAGUCUGUGUCUCCUUCAAGCUCUCGUUCUAGGAGUGCCAGCAGCACUAGUGAGAGCUGUUGCAGUAGUAGCAGUGAUAGUUCGAGCAGUAGCAGUGGUAGUAUUAAGAGCAGCCCAAAGAGGAGGAAAACAAGGCAAAGGAGGCGAAAGAGGACAAGUGACAGAAGCAGCAGCCGGAGCUCGUCCAACUCCAGCCGAAGAAGCAAUAGCAUCAGUAGUGGCUCCAGCCGCCAUAGCAGUCGUCGGUCCUCACGGUCAAGAAGACGCUCACGGUCUAGGUCAAUGAGACGCUCGCGUUCGCGGAGGGACCGCAGUGGCAGCCGCAGUACUAGUCGGGGACGUGGUCGAAGGAGCAUCAGCUGGAGACGCAUGCGGAGGGACUCCAGCAGGAGCAGAGGCAGUGGAAGUCUCAGGAGGGAGCGCAGCAGAAGUAGGAGCAGACGUGGGGGAUCUUGGAGCAGUUGUGAUAGAUCUUGGUCCGGUUCUCGCUCACGUUCUCGUUCUUGUCGACGACGAUUCACCUCUAGGUCAAGGUCCGGAUCCCGUGCUAGACGCCGUUUCAAUUCUUACUCCUCUCGAUCGGAAUCUAGGUCUAGAUCGAGAUGCUGGUCCAGUCGGUCCAGGUCUUACUCUUCGAGCUCUAGGUCGUCCACUAGGAGUCGUGAUAGAAAGAGGGAUGAGCGGAGGAGAGGAGAGAGGAGUGUCAAAAAGUUACGGAGAUCUCGUUCACCUGUGCGUAGAAAUGUUGAUUGGACUCGAGUUGAGAAAGAACAUAAUCGUCAGGUGGAAGAAAGGCGAGUGAUUUACGUUGGCCGAAUACCUGAGGAUACAACUAAAGCUGAACUUAGGAGAAGAUUCGAGGUGUUUGGGCCAAUUGUUGACAUAAGCUUACACUUCAGAGAACAUGCGGACAAUUAUGGCUUUGUUACUUUUGCCUACAAAGUGGAUGCAUAUGAAGCUGUUGAGCGUGGAAAUGAUGAUCCCACCCAACCACCUUAUGAAUUAUGCUUUGGUGGAAGGCGCAAGUUUUGCAGGGAGCGAUAUGCUGACCUUGAUGGAAUGGCUUGUAAUAAAACUUCCAUUAGUAUGGGAGUUCCUCAACUACGACGAUCAAGUGAUGGAAAUUCAUUUGAUGACAUGCUGAGAGAAGUGCAAGCAAAACUUCAAGCAAGGAAAAAACUUUGACAUUGGAGCUAUGUUAUUAGUUUGAUAGUAGUGAUAGCAAGGGUUCAGUUGUAACCAAAUAUUACUGUAUGCAGCAUUGUUACCUAUGAAGAAGCACUGAGGUGGAUUAUAACAGUGUCUCAUACACCCCCAAUUUUGGCCAAAAUAUUAAUCUUGACGUGUUUGGUUUGGUGGUUUUCUGUUAAGUUUGAGCUUUGCCACUGUAGAUGGCAUUAUUUAAUUGUUAAUAAAUGUCAAUGAUUUCAAUGAUAUAAUUUUCCUCUCAAUUUGGUGGUAAAGGAGUGCGUGUUUAUUUCAGCCAAAUAUUCAUUGCAUUAAUUUCUAAUUGUAAAAGAUGUAUCAGAUACGUACUUGAUUUGUAAACUCAACUUCCCUCAAUGUGAUCUUUGAUUACACCUCAGUGCUCCAGGAUAGUACAAAGUGGGAGAUACCCUAAAGCUGUUUUUGUUCACAAAUAUUUAUAUUAAACUUUGAAAACCGUGUAUUGGUAACCAUAAGCGCACUAAAUUUAAUAGUGCUAGUGCUGCAUAUCUGCAAAGAUCAUUUCUGCUUUGUUUAUAUUUUACUUUUCCAUGGUUUUAUUGUUCUUAUCACCAGGCUCAAUAAUCGACUUUUGUGAAUAUUCUUAAGUAUUGCUUUGAUUUGUGUCAAGCCUUAUGACAAGAAGCUUUGUUUUAUUAUUUUUAAUUUUAUAUGUGUUUUGUUUUUAGUUAGUGUAAAAAAUGGUUUUGUCAUUGAGGUGUUGUGUACUAUAUACAUACUAUGCUUUUGACAACAACAGCUCUAGUGAACAAAAUUUGUAGAAGUGAAUUCAAUUUUCAACUGGUGUUGUCUGCUUUGUAGUACUUUAGGCACAUUUGAACUUGUCGAUUAUAAUUUAUUUCCUCUUAUUUUCUUUUCAAGUUGAGAUGGUGGUGAGAAUUGAUUACCUAGGUUAUGAAUGAACCAGCCAUACUUUUAGGGAUUCCUCACCACUUUGCAAAACAGAUAAUUUAUCUUUAUGUUCUUAAGAAGAAAAAAAAUGACAUUUAGUUCACCUUUUCUUAAAUUUUGAUCUUCACUUGGGUUGUAUAACCCAUAUUGUUCUUAACUGUUUAAAAGACAUAUCCUAUUGCCACUACAUCAGUGCAUUGCUAGUCUCAAGUCAUUGGAAUUAUAAACGUUCCUACGGAGAGAGAAAUCACAUGUCUCAUACGAAUUUCAGUUGCUUGGAUAGCCAUAACACCUAGUUUUUGUCUGAGAAAAGUCCAGUCUCAGAGGAGGUGGAAUGUAUCUAGAUGUUUUAACUAGUUUGCUGGAUGUGAAGUUGAUGUACUGAAUGAAACAAUACUUUCAAGCUGGAAUAUGCUAGAAUGUUGUAUGUGCUUGACUAAUGCAAGUUAUUUAAUAUACAUUUAAAGGACGUCUUAAGGGAAUUUAAAGUAACAAAUAAAUCUGAGUUGCUCUUGGUUCUGUGGGUUGUAAAUGGGGUUUAGUCCAGUAAUACUUACUUUAUUAUCAUGUUUUCGUAAUAUACUGUAACUGCAAAGUUCUUUCUGCUCGUGCUAAUUAAGCUGUAAUCAAGUGAUUGCAAUUUUGAAAACUGGUGUAAUUGAAGUAUAACAUUUUGCUGUAGGCUAUGUCUGUGAUGUUAUGUUUGAGUGGGUGUUGAAUAAGUAUGCCAAUCUGUGUUAUUAUUCUUUUACCGGUUAUCUUUAUCUUAUGCACAAAGUUUAUCCCUCAUUAAUUAUGAAAAGUAUCUUGUGUAGAAGCCUACACAACUAUGUGAUUGUAUUCUUUUGACGUGUAAGUGGUUUGGCAUUUGAAAAUAAUUACCUCUGUCAGAGAUGUAAGCAGUCAAUAGCUGGCUCGCAUACUGGCAGUUAAAUUAUCUUUCCUUCCAAAAUGUGGUAUUUUUAAACUGGAAGUUGAGGUAUGUGUUGUUUUUUCUUGAACCAAGAAAGAAAUUGCUGUACAUUACGUCCAUACUUCUGCAAAAUCACCUCGCUUGGGUAUCUGUGGAUUUGGUGAAUUCUGAUUCUGAAGGUUAUGUUACUGUUGAUCCCAAGAGUCCAAUAUUCAUGUAGAAUAUUCCUAAAAUGCAUACUCUUGUAUGUACCUAUUUAAAAACAGCAAAUAAGGUUUGUUCUACAAGAAUGCUGAUAUGUCAUUAAGGGUUCCUUGUACAGUAAGUGCUUGUUUAAAUUGAGCCAAAAGUGUGCACAGCUUUUAUCAAUUUCUUUGUGCUGUUUUUGAGCAUUCCAUCCAUGUUCUUAAUGCAUUCAAAAUUUGUGUGAGCAUGUAGGCAUUUAUUCUACUACCGUGUCUCAAGCAUUAAAAUGUGUAUUUUUGUGUUUUCUUUUCUUACAAAAAGUGCACUUACCAUGUCUUUUGGGCUUAUACUUAAAAUAUUACAAAAAACGAAAUUCGCUUGAUAUAUAUUGAAAUUGAUUUUUCAAAACUGAUGAUUUUGUGCCUUUCUAUAGUAAAUAGAUGUACAUUGUAUGACAAAACAUUGAGCUUGUAGCAUUGAACCCCUUUUACCUGUCUCUCUUUGUGCCCAAUAUAGCAUUUUAAUGUGGUUGUGAAGGCUGUCUUUCUGAGGUGAUAUAUUCCUUUGUGAUUGUACAUAUAGAAUUGAAGUAAAACAAUGGUACUGUAUUUGAGAAUUAUAAAUAUUUGUCUACUAAAGUUUAUAUGACUAAGUAGCCACUUUCAAAAAAAUAUUUUGUCGUGAACUAUAGUUAAAGCUUUUCAAUUGUUCUUUAAGUAAAUUUUGGUUACAAACCAAGAUUUUGAUUGCUUAUACUCUCAAUGUGCAGUAUAAUGGUGCAACUUUCUUGUUACUUCUUGUUUUACGUUGAUUGGUUUGUUGAUGAUGAGCUCAGAUGAAAGAAACUGUUUGGAUCUUUAUUGUGACUUGCACAUUCUUCUAAAUUACUGAUGUCCUAUUGGCUUAUAUUUUUUCUCUAAAUUUGCAUAUUACCAUUUGACUGUAUUUUAAGAGCUAUGCAUCGACCUUUUAUCGCCAUUGAAUCUUAUAGUCACGUAGUUGACUGAUUUAGCCUGUAACUCAAACUGCAAUUAUUUUUGACCAAGUCUGAUAAUAUUUAAUUUUGGGGUUAAUACUAAGAGUCUGCUGUAUAUGCAAUUUUACUAUUAACCCUCAAAGUUUCUUUGUAAAAUGGUUUGCCUCCUGUAUUUUCACAAGAUAAGAGUCAGCUGGGUUUAAUGUUUUGUAGUGCUCCCUUGGGAUCCACAUACUGUGUGAUAUUCUGAAGCCAUAGUUAUUUAUAUCUAAGUUAUUUUGAUUAUGCUUUGAUGUUGAUCAACUUGCAUCUUAUCAUUUUCAUUUUAUACCUUAUUCUCUGGUUUUACACUUGUAGUCUGUUUACUGUAACAUAUCUCAGGGCAUUCUGUUUUCUGUUUUGUAACUUGCCACCAUUUAUCAAGUAUUUUGUUGCUCUAGUUUUGCUUCUAUUUCAUAAUAAGGUUUACUGAUUCUGUUCUACAUUUCAAUCUCAAACCUUCUAGAAAAUACCAUAAAGUGUUCAGAAGACUUACAAUUCUAUUCUGCUGAUUCUUAAAUUUAUUGAACGUUGUUUCUGGUACAUCAUGAGGCUAUUAAAGCUAUGUAUCUAAUUCAUUUGCUUGUAUUUUUUUUUAUACUCAGUCAUUUUUAAAACAGUAAUCAUUCUUGAUAUUAUGCUUUGAGAGCUGGGCUAGCCGUAAAUUUCUAUGUAUAUUUCUGAUGUGAUUCAUUUCGUAAUCUACUUUAAGCUGUCAAAGAGAGACACUCAAACAAAUAGAAAGAAAAAAAUCACACAAAAAAGAAAAACAACCACGCGUGUAUGACGUAUGACAAGAGUUGUCAACAAGGAAUACUUGUGUGAACUAAAGAGCCCUUCUUCCAAACCUUUUUUUUUUUUUGACAAUGGAAGGGUUGUGGUUUUAACAGAAUCAUGGAAAGUGGUGGAUUACUUUUAUGUCUGCGCAGCAGUACGGUGUCAAUGUGAUUGUCUCUAAUCAUCUUGUGUUAUGUUUUAGUUGUGAUAUAAUAAUAAUAACUAAAAAGUAA
Messenger RNA from Frankliniella occidentalis (western flower thrips), 8234 nucleotides. RefSeq names its product serine/arginine repetitive matrix protein 2. The transcript has 16 exons. Gene Ontology annotation, molecular function: RNA binding; transcription factor binding. NCBI's taxonomy places the organism in Eukaryota, Metazoa, Arthropoda, Insecta, Thysanoptera, Thripidae. The record is from RefSeq and is a predicted model, not a curated record. Bases 167 to 4177 code for a protein of 1336 amino acids. Gene Ontology annotation, biological process: positive regulation of transcription by RNA polymerase II. Gene Ontology annotation, cellular component: nucleus.